This is a messenger RNA of Cornus florida, 1633 nucleotides long. RefSeq names its product UPF0481 protein At3g47200-like. The record is from RefSeq and is a predicted model, not a curated record. NCBI's taxonomy places the organism in Eukaryota, Viridiplantae, Streptophyta, Magnoliopsida, Cornales, Cornaceae. The coding region runs from base 108 to 1460 and encodes 450 amino acids. The transcript has 2 exons.
ACUGUGUCCAGAAUUAAUCCAAUGUGAGGGACAAUCUAUUCUAGAGUCCCCUUGGUGUGAAGCAAAUUUUAUGCUUAAUGGGAAGAAAAUUCUUAUAAAAUGAAUGCAUGAUAAUCAGGUUGUUCCAACUGCUAGAGCAAGCUGAAGCGCGACGCGGAAUGGGAGAUCAAAACAACUGGGUGAUCAGAGUAAACGAUGAACUCAAUCGUGUGUCAGAGAAUUCGUUGGAGAAAGAGACGGAGGAAUGGAAGAAACGAUCCAUUUACAAAGUGCCCAUUGCUGUCGCAGAUCUAAACAAGAAAGCGUACAGGCCUCAGACGGUGUCAUUUGGCCCUUACCAUCAUGGUGAGGGGUCUUUGAAGCCUAUGGAGGAGCACAAGCGCCGCGCUCUGCUUCAUUUCCUCAAAAGAUCAAAGAAACCUCUUCAAUUGUAUGUCAACUCUCUAGCCGAAGUGGUGCAACAAUUGAAAGAUUCGUACGAUUGUCUUGACAAAAAAUGGCAAGAAAACACUGAUGAGUUCUUGCAGUUGAUGAUUUUGGAUGGUUGUUUCAUGCUGGAAAUCUUGCGCACAGCCACUCUCAGUAUGGCUGAUUAUGCUCACAAUGAUCCAAUCUUCAGUGACCAUGGAAAGCUAUAUAUCCUGCCAUACAUCAAGCGAGACAUGCUCAUGCUUGAAAAUCAGUUGCCCAUGCUGGUUCUCAGUAGGCUGCUUGCGGUUGAAGAUAAGAAAGCUAUGGAAGAUGAAGAGUUUGUCAAUACGCUCAUUGUCAAAUUCUGCUCCCUCCACGUUAGCACGAAAAAAAGAAUGGGAAAAUGCUUGCAUGUAUUGGAUGUGUAUAGGAAGAGCCUGCUGUCGGGAGAACCCCCUAAGAAAAAAGAUCAUUGGAAACCAAGCUCUUCAAGUGGUGAUGAGAUCAUCCGGUCAGCGUCUGAGCUUAAUGAAGCCGGAAUCAGAUUCAAGAAAAGUAAAAGUGUAAGCCUCAAAGACAUCUCAUUCCAUGGCGGAGUCCUAAGACUACCUCGCAUUGUGGUGGACGACGUGACAGAGCCGUUGUUUCUCAACCUGAUAGCUUUUGAGAGGUACCAUGUCGGGACAGGGAAUGAGGUGACCUCCUAUAUCUUCUUCAUGGACAGCCUCAUCGACACUGUCAGGGACGUUAGCCAUUUAAACUCCCGAGGUAUCAUCCAGAAUGCCAUCGGAAGUGACAAAGCUGCGACUAAACUAUUCAACAAUCUCUCUAAAGAUGUCACAAUCGACCCGAACUGCAGCCUCAAUGAAGUGCACAAGGAGGUCACUCACUACUGUAGCAAGCGGCUGAACCAGUGGCGCGCCAAUCUUAUUCACACCUACUUCACAAAUCCGUGGGCUAUUCUGUCUGUCAUUGCUGCCAUUUUCCUCUUUGCUCUCACCAUAAUUCAAACCAUAUACUCCAUUCUUGGUUACUAUCACGCUGAAUAAUCAGAUCUCAUUGAUUUCUGUCUGUUCAGUGUUCAUUAUAUAUAUCUGCAGCUUGAGUGCUUCAAUCCAUCUAUCAAUUGUUUGCUUUUCCAUACCAAUUUGAUUUGAUUGAUUUCAGAACAUUGUAACCUUUUUGUGACCUUGGUAAUUGAAUAAAAAUAUUCUUUGUAAUU